Catharus ustulatus (Swainson's thrush) is the source of this 641-nucleotide messenger RNA. RefSeq names its product G0/G1 switch 2 (gene G0S2). Bases 136 to 438 code for a protein of 100 amino acids. Gene Ontology annotation, cellular component: mitochondrion. The record is from RefSeq and is a predicted model, not a curated record. Gene Ontology annotation, biological process: positive regulation of extrinsic apoptotic signaling pathway. NCBI's taxonomy places the organism in Eukaryota, Metazoa, Chordata, Aves, Passeriformes, Turdidae. The transcript has 2 exons.
GCGGCCGCGACAGCGACAGCAGAGCUCGGCACGGCUCAGCACGGCACGGCUCAGCUCCGCAACAACACCGCAACAACACCGCAGCGCUCACUGCACAGCCGAACUGACAUCUAAACCCGCUGCUGCAAAACAGCAAUGGAAACCAUGCACGAGCUGAUCCCCUUCGCCAAAGAAAUGCUCAGCCAGAAGCCCAACAGGAAGAUGGUCAAGCUGUACAUGCUGGGCAGCGUGCUGGCCUUCUUCGGGGUGGUCAUCGGGCUGGUGGAGACGGUGUGCAGCCCCUUCAGCUCCGAGGGCAGGCUGCAGGAGGAUGAGGACAAGGAGAAGCCCUCGGCAGCCCCGGAGCAGCGGGUGCCGCAGAAACAGGAGGGUUUGCUGCUGGACAAGGGCAAGGCUCCGCUGCACAGGGCUCUGGUGACCCGGCACCACGCGUCCUAGCCCGGCCUGGCGCUCCCAACACCGCUGAAGGGGACACGUGUGACACUGGCCACGAGGGAAGGGUUUAUUUGCUGCUGUGCAGCAGUGGGAAGAAAUACCUUUUGUUGGUAUGGACCUGUGCACGACGCACAGCGUGGUUUCUUAUUUUUCUUACGGACGCAUUUUACACCGUUUUGCAAGAUCAAUAAAUGUUUUCUAUGGUA